Molecule: messenger RNA, 4161 nt
Organism: Trichechus manatus latirostris (Florida manatee)
Lineage: Eukaryota; Metazoa; Chordata; Mammalia; Sirenia; Trichechidae
Gene: KLHL36
Product: kelch like family member 36
Exons: 4
Coding region: 2085-4004 (639 amino acids)
Molecular function (GO): cullin family protein binding
Source: RefSeq, a predicted model, not a curated record
CAGCGUUAUCUUUCCCAAGCGCUGAGGUCGGGCAGGUUCAGGGUAGAAAACCGGGGAGGAGGCUCCCCUGGGAUCCUUCGUACUGCACAUCGCCCAGGUUCCCAUGUUUAUUAAAAGACCUUUUAAACUCAACUGGGAAUUGUUAGUGUGCAUGUGGAUGGCCUUGACCUCCUCACCUGCUUCCAGAAAGGAUGGGAGCGCCAGACACCCUGCAUUCAGGUAGAAAUCUGCCCUGAGCUACUACCCAGGAGACAAAAGACUGGAUUCUCCAGCAACAGGGAAACUCUCUAGAAAUCUUGGCCUAGAAAAGAACAAGCCUCUGAGGGCAGAAGAGAGCCAUGACUGGCUGCCUGGGGUGCUGGGGGGUGGGGGAGAGGUCUGCUGCUUUCUGCUGUGUGAUCUCAGGGAAGCCCCUCAGCCUCCUGAGCCUGGGUGUCCUUGGCGUGACAAUGGUGAUGGCACCUGUCUCAGUGUCUUGGCGAAGCUGAAAUGAGAAAGUCAGGGGCAUGCAGUAAGCACUGCAGGAAUGCUGGUUCCCAGUGGUGCAGUGGUUAAGCGCUCAGCUGCUAAGGGAAAGGUCGGCGGUUAGAACCCACCAGCCCCUCCGCGGGAGAAAGAUGUGGCAGCCUGUUUCUGUAAGGAUUUACAGCCAUGGAAACCCUAUGGGGCAGUUCUACUCUGUCCUGUAGGGUCUCUAUGAGUUGGAAUCUACUCGACAGCAAUGAGUUUGGUUUUUGGUUGCUCCAUCUCUGAGAGACCCAGCAGCCUGGGGGAGGUCAGGAAGGACAAGGUGGGUACAGCUUGUCAUUGUCACAAAGUUGCUAGCUUAUCAAAAGAAAUCUAGUUGUCCUUUCUUCCCCCAGGGAGUCAGACAGGAUGGACUGUGUUGCAUUCGUACCUCCCUUGGAAUGCUGGAACCCCGUGUGCUCGCACUUAUCUUGGGACAGUGCUGACUUCUUGUCACGUUGUUAGCAAAGUUGGUUUGUUCCAUAGGUAGCAAAUCAAAGACUGGUCACGUGAACUAAGCAGAAAAAAAAAUUCCUACUUAAAAACUUGAUCCCAGUAUGUGACUUGUGCCCCCUCAAUCCCUAAGGUCCCCCAAAGCCUGGCUUUGUGGCUUUCAAAGCUGGAAGAAACCUUAACAUCAUCUGGUACAGCACAUUCUAUAGACUUGACCUUGAGGUACAGAGUGAUUAGCAGACUUGCUUAAGUUUAUGCUGGAUGUUUGAGGCAGGGCAUAGGCCCCAACAUUGGUCUGCUAAUCCUGGGCUUUUUUUAUGGCCAAGUGGUGUAGUGUAGGGAUUAAGAGCAUGGAAGCUUCCCUGGCUUGGAAUCCUGGUUUUGCCACUUCUAGCUGUGUGACACUGGGUAGGUCAUUUCACCUCAGUGCCAUCGUUUCCUGCUCUGUAAAAUGAGGAUAAUAACAGUAUUUGCUUCAUGGGAUUGUUGUGGGGUUUAAAUGAGUGAAUACAUAUAAAAGCACUCAGGACAGUGCUUGUGUCUGGAAUACACUGUAUACAUGUUAGUCAUCACUGUAUCAUAUCCUUCACUUUAUCAUAAUAAAGUGUGAUGCUGUCAAAGACUGUGCUGCCUUCAGCAGAGCAUCAUGGUGAGAGUCUGGGUUUUGGAGUUGGAUAGACCAUGGUUUGAUUCUCAGCCAUUUACUAGCUAUAUGACCUUGAGGUCAAUACCCUCAUCUAUAACAAGGGAUGAGUGACAUCAGCCUGGCAAAGGAGUUAUGGGAGUUAAAUAAGAUGAUGCAUAUAAGUCCCUUUGCUUGGUUCCAAGGUCAUAGGCUGGGCUCCAAAAUGAUAACUAGUAUCAUUAUGACCUUGAUCUACCUAAAAGGCCCAGUUGAGAUCAAGCAUCAACUAGUAGGUGUUUGCAGGGCAUGAGCUAAAAGACUGGUGUUGUUCGUGUUUUAGAUGGUAAAGGAUCACUCGUUAAAUUUUCUAACAACCUGAUUCUUCCAACUCAAAGCGUACACGAGUUCUUUAUAGUCCACUGCUGCUUUCCCUCUUUCCUCUGUGUGACUGUUUUCGCUUUUGCUUGCUCUUGAUGUCUGCUGGCAGGGCCUGCAGUUCAUGAAUGACCUGGAGUUAUUACUAUGCGCUCAGAAAUCCUGUUCCUGUUGUAGGGCUGCGAUCCCAUUCACAAUGGAGGGAAGCAGGCAGACGCGAGUGUCUCGGCCAUACAAGAUCAGCGAAUCUUCAAAGGUGUACCGCUGGGCCGACCACUCGACCACGGUGCUGCAGCGUCUCAACGAGCAGCGUCUCCGUGGCCUCUUCUGUGACAUCGUCCUAGUGGCAGAUGAGCAGCGUGUGCCAGCCCACCGCAACCUGCUGGCCGUGUGCAGCGACUACUUCAACUCCAUGUUCACCAUUGGCAUGAGGGAGGCCUUCCAGAAGGAGGUGGAGCUGAUUGGCGCCUCCUACAUCGGGCUUAAGGCCGUGGUGGACUUCUUGUACAGUGGUGAGCUGGCACUGGAUGGCGGCAACAUCGACUACAUCCUGGAGACGGCCCAUCUCCUGCAGAUCUGGACGGUGGUGGACUUCUGCUGCGAGUACCUGGAGCAAGAGGUGAGUGAGGACAACUACCUCUACCUCCAGGAGCUGGCCUCCAUCUACAGCCUCAAGCGGCUCGAUGCCUUCAUCGACGGCUUCAUCCUGAGCCACUUUGGCACACUAUCGUUCACGCCUGACUUCCUGCAGAACGUGUCCAUGCAGAAGCUGUGUGUCUACCUGAGCAGCAGCCAGGUACAGCGGGAGUGCGAGCAUGACCUGCUGCAGGCUGCUCUGCAGUGGCUCACACAACAGCCUGAGCGCGAGGCCCAUGCCUACCAGGUGCUGGAGAACAUCCACUUCCCACUCAUCCCCAAGAACGACCUACUGCACCGUGUCAAGCCAGCUGUGUGCUCGCUGCUGCCCAAGGAGGCCAACUGCGAGGGCUUCAUCGAGGAGGCGGUGCGCUACCAUAACAGCCUGGCUGCCCAACCCGUCAUGCAGACCAAGCGCACGGCACUGCGCACCAACGAGGAGCGCCUGCUCUUUGUGGGUGGCGAGGUCUCCGAACGGUGUCUGGAGCUCAGCGACGACACCUGCUACCUGGAUUCCCAGAGCGAGCAGUGGGUCAAGGAGACACCGCUGCCGGCCCGGCGGAGCCACCACUGUGUUGCUGUGCUGGGGGGGUUCAUCUUCAUCGCCGGCGGCAGCUUCUCACGAGACAAUGGAGGGGAUGCAGCAUCCAAUCUUCUUUAUAGGUAUGACCCCCGCUGUAAACAGUGGAUCAAGGUGGCCUCCAUGAACCAGCGCCGGGUGGAUUUCUACCUUGCCUCCAUUGAAGACAUGCUGGUGGCCGUUGGUGGCCGGAAUGAAAACGGAGCUCUCUCUUCAGUAGAGACUUACAGUCCCAGAACUGACUCCUGGUCCUACGUGGCUGGCUUGCCAAGGUUCACGUAUGGCCAUGCGGGCACCAUCUACAAAGACUUUGUGUACAUCUCGGGGGGCCAUGACUACCAGAUCGGCCCCUACCGCAAGAACCUGCUGUGCUACGACCACCGGAUGGAUGUGUGGGAGGAACGGCGGCCCAUGACCACGGCUCGCGGCUGGCACAGCAUGUGCAGCCUGGGCGACAGCAUCUACUCCAUCGGGGGCAGCGAUGACAACAUUGAAUCCAUGGAGCGCUUUGAUGUCCUGGGCGUCGAGGCCUACAGCCCCCAGUGCAACCAGUGGACCCGCGUGGCGCCCCUGCUGCACGCCAAUAGUGAGUCAGGCGUGGCUGUGUGGCAGGGCCGCAUCUACAUCCUGGGUGGCUACAGCUGGGAGAGCACCGCCUUCUCUAAGACGGUGCAGGUGUACGACUGCGAGAAGAACAAGUGGAGCAAGGGCAUUGACCUGCCCAAGGCCAUUGCCGGAGUGUCCGCCUGUGUCUGUGCCCUGAAGCCACGGCUGGAGGACAAGAAGAAGAAGGGCAAGAGCAGGAGGCACCAGGACCAGGGCCAGUGACCCCACCAGGACCUCGAGCCCGCUUCUGCCUCCUACAGCGUCUCCACCGACAAGCAACAGCUCCUUAGAGUCCUAAAAAUAUUAUGUUUUUUUACUUUUAUGAUUCUCGGUCUUUCUAUGAUAUCACAGCAACCAAUUAAAUAUUAUAUAGAACUUU